AUGGUCCAUAUUUCCCUCCCUCGGAGCCUCCAUAAUCUAGGCAAGAGUAAAGACAAUGGCUCGUCUUCCAACAAUAAUGGAUCUCAACGUCCAGAGCCUCCGAGAGCUGGCAGCAGCAACUAUUCUCUCACACCCCCCGAAUCGAAACCCCUCAUUCUCAAAGUCUAUGUCAUAAAGGCAAGGAACCUGGCAGCCAAAGAUAAAUCUGGCACUUCUGACCCUUACCUUGUUGUCACCCUCGGCAACGCCAAACAGUCGACCCCUUCUAUCAGCAAGACCCUCAACCCAGAGUGGAAGAUCUGCCUUGACAUGCCUUUGACGGGCGUUCCCCUCUUAGAGUGUAUGUGCUGGGACAAAGACCGGUUUGGCAAGGACUAUAUGGGCGAAUUUGACAUCGCAAUUGAGGAUAUCUUUGCCAAUGGCAAGGUUCAGCAAGAGCCCAGAUGGUACAAGCUCAAGUCGAGAAGAGUGGGAAGCAAGAAAGAAAGCACAGUUUCUGGCGAGGUCUUGUUGCAAUUUUCCAUCGUCGACUCGGCAAAUCCUUCUGCCAGUCCAGAGGAGAUUCGCAAGAAAUUCUUAGCAUACAUCGGAUCUGAAGAGGAAGACGAUGAAUUGUCCAGGGUAUCUACCAAUGUCGACGCCGGCGACGAGGAUGUUGACGAUGCCGACGAGGAUUUGGAAGAGUCUGUGACCGAGACUGAAGCUGGUCCCAAGGGUACAAUUGCAGACAAGAAGGAGAAGAAGAGACGGCUGGCUCGCCUGCGUCGUAAAUCCAUUGCUGCAAGAGCCUACAAUUUCCUCGGCGCUGACAACGAUGUCAAUGGCGUUUUGUUUACGGAAAUCGUCAAGAUCACUGAUUUACCACCGGAACGGAAUAUGACCCGAACGUCAUUUGAUAUGGAUCCCUUCGUCGUAACAGCUCUGGGUCGCAAGGUCUUGCGUACUAAGGUAGUUCGGCACAACCUCAACCCCGUGUACAACGAGAAGAUGGUCUUUCAGAUCAUGAAGCAUGAGACCGGGUACUCGUUGACAUUUACCGUCAUCGACCGAGAUAAGCUGUCUGGAAAUGAUUUUGUGGCUUCCACCUCUUUUCCCAUUCAGAAGAUGAUCGAAGCAGGACCGGAGGAAGAUCCAGAAACAGGUCUCUACGAUCUUCCUGAACCUCCGGAAUUUUCAGCAGCGGUGGCCACGAACCAGAAUGGAAAGUCUAGAUUCCGACUCCCCUUGUCUCGGUCUUCUUCACAAGGCAGUCUUUCCAAACUCGCUCGUCCAAACUUUAAGCGAGAUGAUUCUUCAGUUUCGGUGUCGUCAUCUUUGUCAACUUCACUGAGCAACGAAGCUCGACCGCCUCCCCCAACGAGCGCGCCAGUUGACAGCAGUGCCAGUACUCUGAAAGUUCCUGGAACAGCCGAUAUUCCCAGCCCACAACCAGCAGAAGAUCCCACCAUGAAGUCGUACGUCUUGCCACUAGAGUUAAAGAACAAAGAACAAUGGGAAGACAAGCACCAUCCAGAGUUACACAUCCGCGGUCGAUACUUGCCUUACAAGGCACUGAGACAGCAAUUCUGGAGGGCAAUGUUCAAACAAUACGACACUGACGAUAGCAAACGUAUCAGUAAGAUUGAAUUCACUACAAUGCUCGACACGUUGGGCUCUACUUUAAAAGAAUCCACCAUCGAUAGCUUUUAUAACAGAUUUGCCGAGGAAAAUGAAGAGACCGGAGAGGUUGAUUUGAGUUUUGACCAAGCUGUCAUGUGCCUUGAAGAGCAGCUGCAGAAGGGAAGUGACAAGAAGACAACGAGUGAAAAGAUCAAGGCCGCCAUACCGACAAGUUUAAAACCACAAGAAGAUCCCAAUGUUGUCCAAAGCCAGAUACUCCCUGGAGAAGUUCCUGUGAUCGAGCAAAAGGUCACCGGCACCGCUGGAGAGGAGGGACAGCUACUCGACAACGAUCUCGAAGAUGUCGGCGAUAGUGAAGAACACGUCAUUGAAAUUCGAGAAUGCCCCAUCUGUCAUCAGCCCAAGCUUAACAAGCGGACUGAAGCCGACAUAAUCACUCAUAUCGCAACCUGCGCUAGUUCUGACUGGAGACAGGUGAACAACUUGGUGAUGGGUGGCUUUGUUACUCAAAGUCAAGCCCAACGCAAAUGGUAUUCGAAAGUCAUUACUAAGAUCAGCUACGGUGGCUAUAAGUUGGGAGCUAACAGUGCCAACAUCCUGGUUCAAGACCGAAUCACGGGCCAGAUCAACGAAGAACGAAUGUCGGUAUACGUGCGUAUUGGCAUUCGACUCCUCUACAAGGCUUUAGGAGCUCGAGAAAUGGAAAAGAGAAGAAUCAAGAAGCUGCUCAAGACACUGUCUAUCAAACAGGGCAAGAAAUACGACGAUCCGGCAUCAGUAUCCCAAAUCGAAGGCUUCAUCGACUUCCACCGCCUGAACAUGUCUGAAGUGCUUUUACCGACAGAUCAAUUCAAGAACUUCAACGAGUUCUUCUACAGAGCUCUGAAGCCAGGGGCAAGGCCUUGCAGUGCCCCUGACCGACCCGAGGUGAUUGUAUCUCCAGCUGACUGCCGUACGGUAGUGUUCAAUACGAUUGACGAUGCCACGAGGAUCUGGGUCAAGGGGAGGGACUAUUCGCUCGAGAAGCUCUUUGGUGAUGCAUAUCCUCUUGAGGCAAAACGGUAUAAGGGUGGCAGCAUGGGGAUCUUCCGACUGGCACCACAAGACUACCACCGUUUCCACGUACCGGUGGAUGGAACGAUCGGAACGCCCAAGACCAUUGAAGGCGAAUAUUACACCGUCAAUCCGAUGGCCAUCAGGUCGGCUCUGGACGUGUAUGGUGAAAACGUGCGAGUGUUGGUACCUAUUGAUUCUGUCGCGCAUGGCCGGGUCAUGUUUGUGUGUAUUGGUGCUAUGAUGGUCGGAUCGACAGUGAUUACGCGGAAACCAGGCGAGAAGGUCAAGCGAGCUGAAGAGCUAGGGUAUUUCAAGUUUGGCGGAAGCACGGUGCUUCUCUUUUUCGAACCCGGGAAGAUGGUUUACGAUGAUGAUCUGAUCGACAACAGCAACGGAGCUCUGGAAACAUUGGUCCGCGUCGGCAUGUCAAUCGGUCACUCGCCAGACGCCGAGCCACAUAAGCCAGAUAUGAAGAAAGACGAAAGCAAAAUCACGGCUGAAGAAAGAGCAGACGCGAAACGUAGGAUUGAAGGAAGUCUAGCCCCUAGUAAUGAUGGGGAGACAGCACCAGCUGCGUAG
Molecule: messenger RNA, 3255 nt
Organism: Exophiala spinifera
Lineage: Eukaryota; Fungi; Ascomycota; Eurotiomycetes; Chaetothyriales; Herpotrichiellaceae
Product: phosphatidylserine decarboxylase
Exons: 3
Coding region: 1-3255 (1084 amino acids)
Biological process (GO): phospholipid biosynthetic process
Molecular function (GO): phosphatidylserine decarboxylase activity; calcium ion binding
Source: RefSeq, a predicted model, not a curated record